Aspergillus saccharolyticus JOP 1030-1 is the source of this 951-nucleotide messenger RNA. Its product is annotated as putative mitochondrial dicarboxylate carrier. Gene Ontology annotation, biological process: oxaloacetate transport; succinate transmembrane transport; malate transmembrane transport. Lineage: Eukaryota; Fungi; Ascomycota; Eurotiomycetes; Eurotiales; Aspergillaceae. Gene Ontology annotation, cellular component: mitochondrial membrane. Gene Ontology annotation, molecular function: succinate transmembrane transporter activity; thiosulfate transmembrane transporter activity; oxaloacetate transmembrane transporter activity. The transcript is spliced from 4 exons. The coding region runs from base 1 to 951 and encodes 316 amino acids. The record is from RefSeq and is a predicted model, not a curated record.
AUGGCUAGCAGUGCGAAGCUGGAGGCUUCCCAACAGCCUCGCCAACCAGCUGCCGCUCCGGUUCCUGCAAAGAAGAUCCAUUAUCCUUUUUGGUUUGGUGGUUCAGCCUCUUGCUUUGCGGCUGCCGUCACUCACCCUCUGGACCUUGUCAAGGUCCGAUUGCAAACACGCGGGCCUGGGGCGCCCACCUCCAUGGUGGGAACAUUUGGACAUGUGAUCAAGACCGAUGGAGUUCGAGGCUUGUAUAGCGGGUUAUCGGCCGCGAUCCUGCGCCAGCUGACCUACUCGACGACUCGGUUCGGCAUCUACGAGGAACUCAAGAACUACUUCACCACACCCGGGUCGACGCCCGGGUUUUUCACUCUGAUCGGCAUUGCGUGCGCCUCGGGCUUCAUUGGAGGAUUCGCCGGCAACCCGGCCGAUGUGCUUAAUGUGCGCAUGCAGUCGGAUGCGGCGUUGCCCGCGGCCCAGCGCCGCAACUAUCGCCAUGCGCUGCACGGCCUGGUCGAGAUGACACGCACCGAGGGCGCUGCCAGUCUCUUCAGGGGCGUGUGGCCUAAUUCGACGCGCGCGGUUCUGAUGACGGCGUCCCAGCUGGCCUCGUACGACACUUUCAAGAAGCUGUGCAUCGAGCGCAUCGGCAUGUCGGACAACCUGGGCACGCACUUCACGGCCUCGUUCAUGGCCGGCUUCGUGGCCACCACCGUCUGCAGCCCCGUCGACGUGAUCAAGACCCGCGUCAUGACGGCCCACCCCGCCGAGCACGGCCAGAGCAUCCCCAGCUUGCUGCGCGAGAUCACCCGCAAGGAAGGCUACGCGUGGGCGUUCCGCGGCUGGGUCCCCAGUUUUAUUCGUCUGGGUCCGCACACGAUUGCCACGUUCAUCUUCCUGGAAGAGCAUAAGAAGCUUUAUCGGUGGGUGAAGGGGAUCUCCUCGGAAGAGAAACAGUGA